Messenger RNA from Phodopus roborovskii (desert hamster), 3839 nucleotides. It is a transcript of the gene Tsga10, whose product is annotated as testis specific 10. The record is from RefSeq and is a predicted model, not a curated record. Bases 802 to 2895 code for a protein of 697 amino acids. NCBI's taxonomy places the organism in Eukaryota, Metazoa, Chordata, Mammalia, Rodentia, Cricetidae. The transcript is spliced from 20 exons.
CGGGCCGGUGAUCCAGGCGCGGCCGCGUGGGCGCGCGUGCGCCUGCGCGGCGGGCGCGGCUGGGCCAGGACCAGGCCUGUGCGGGUCGGGGCCCCGAAAGGCGGGCCGGCGGCUGCGCGCGUCGCGGCGUGCUCGGGUGCGCGCGCGCGCCGCUCCGUAGUCCCCGCGAGGGGGCGUGGCGAGCCGGGUACGCGUGCGCGCGCGGGGGCUGGGGGCGCGCCGGACGGAAGCGGAGCGGAGGCGCCGGGGAGGUGGAAGGAGAGCCCCCCUCAGGUCACCACCAAAGAACAUCAGUUUGCUCUCGGGGCUCCAGUUUCUGAAGCUGGAAAAAACCAGAUUACUCUCCAACUAGAACAAGAAGUGAGAACCCAAGACAGAUUCAUCUCUACACUGAAAUUACAGAUUGAAGAUCUCAAACAGACAAAUCAUGACUUGGAAGAAUAUGUUAGGAAACUCUUGGAUAGUAAGGAGGUGGUAAGCAGUCAAGUAAAUGAUUUAACCAACCACAAUGAGCAUCUUUGUAAAGAAUUGAUUAAAAUUGACCAACUAGCAGAGCUAUUAGAAACAGAGAAAAAUUUUGUGGUGGACACUGCCGACAAGGAACUUGAAGAAGCAAAGAUUGAACUCAUUUGCCAGCAAAAUAAUAUAACAGUAUUGGAAGAUACAAUUAAAAGGCUUAAAUCUAUAAUUUUAGAGGCUGAGAAAGCACAAAAUAAAUCUCCUUCUAGACUUGAUUCCUUUGUCAAGACUUUAGAAGCAGACAGAGAUUAUUAUAAGACUGAAGCUCAGAAUUUGAGGAAAAUGAUCAGGAAUAGAUCUAAAAGUCCAAGACGCCCAUCUCCAUCUUCCCGGGGUGCAAACUGUGAUGUAGAGCUUUUGAAGUCAACAACCAGAGACCGUGAAGAACUGAAAUGUAUGCUGGAAAAAUAUGAACGUCAUUUGGCAGAAAUCCAGGGCAACGUCAAGGUGCUUACAUCUGAGAGAGACAAGACCUUCAUUCUUUAUGAGCAGGCACAGGAAGAAAUUGCUCGACUUCGAAGAGAAAUGAUGAAAAGCUGUAAGUCUCCCAAAUCAACUACAGCACAUGCUAUUCUUCGUCGGGUAGAGACAGAAAGAGAUGUGGCCUUCACUGAUUUACGAAGAAUGACCACAGAGCGAGAUAGUCUGAGGGAAAGGCUAAAGAUUGCUCAAGAGACAGCGUUUAAUGAGAAGGCUCACUUGGAGCAAAGGAUAGAGGAGCUGGAGUGCACAGUUCAUAACCUUGAUGAUGAGCGUAUGGAACAAAUGUCAAAUAUGACUUUGAUGAAGGAAACCAUAACCACUGUGGAAAAAGAAAUGAAAUCAUUAGCAAGAAAGGCAAUGGAUACCGAGAGUGAACUUGGCAGACAGAAAGCUGAGAAUAAUUCUUUGAGACUUUUAUAUGAAAACACAGAAAAAGAUCUUUCUGAUACUCAGCGACAUCUUGCUAAGAAAAAAUAUGAGCUACAGCUUACUCAGGAGAAAAUUAUGUGCUUGGAUGAAAAAAUUGAUAAUUUUACAAGGCAAAGUAUUGCACAGCGAGAAGAGAUCAGCAUUCUUGGUGCAACCCUCAAUGAUCUGGCUAAAGAAAAGGAGUGCCUGCAAGCAUGCUUGGAUAAAAAGUCUGAGAACAUUGCAUCCCUUGGAGAGAGUUUGGCAAUGAAAGAAAAGACCAUUUCAGGCAUGAAGAAUAUCAUUGCUGAGAUGGAACAGGCAUCAAGACAGUCUACUGAAGCCCUAAUUAUGUGUGAACAAGAUAUUUCCAGAAUGCGCCGGCAGUUGGAUGAGACAAAUGACGAGCUGGCUCAGAUUGCCAGGGAAAGGGACAUCUUGGCUCAUGAAAACGACACCCUUCAAGAGCAGUUUAGCAAAGCCAAACAAGAGAACCAGGCACUGUCCAAAAAAUUGAAUGAUACUCAUAAUGAGCUCAAUGAUAUAAAACAGAAGGUCCAGGAUACGAAUUUGGAGGUUAACAAGCUGAAGAAUAUAUUAAAGUCAGAGGAAUCUGAGAACCGACAAAUAAUGGAACAACUCCGAAAAGCCAACGAAGAUGCUGAGAACUGGGAAAAUAAAGCCCGCCAAUCCGAGGCAGAUAACAAUACCCUCAAAUUGGAACUCAUCACCGCUGAAGCAGAGGGCAACAGAUUAAAAGAAAAAGUUGAUGCCCUUAACAGAGAGGUUGAGCAACACUUAAAUGCAGAGCGCUCCUACAAGUCCCAGAUCGCAACUUUGCACAAGUCUCUUGUGAAGAUGGAGGAAGAGCUUCAGAAGGUUCAGUUUGAAAAGGUGUCUGCACUUGCAGACCUAUCCUCCACGAGGGAGCUCUGCAUUAAACUGGACUCAAGCAAAGAACUUCUUAAUCGACAGCUGGUUGCCAAAGAUCAGGAAAUAGAAAUGAUGGAGAAUGAGUUGGAUUCUGCACGCUCUGAAAUAGAACUGCUCAGGAGCCAGAUGACAAAUGAGAGGAUCUCCAUGCAGAAUCUAGAGGCUUUGCUGGUGGCCAACCGGGACAAAGAGUACCAGUCCCAGAUAGCACUGCAAGAAAAGGAGUCCGAGAUCCAGCUUCUCAAGGAGCACCUUUGUCUGGCAGAGAACAAAAUGGCCAUCCAGAGUAGAGACGUGGCACAGUUCAGAAAUGUCGUAACACAGUUGGAAGCAGAUUUGGACAUUACUAAAAGACAGCUAGGGACAGAACGAUUUGAAAGGGAAAGGGCUGUCCAAGAACUUCGCCGCCAGAAUUACUCAAGUAAUGCUUAUCAUUUGAGUUCAGUGAAGCCAAAUACAAAAUGUCACUCACCAGAACGUGCUCACCAUCGAUCUCCUGACCGAGGCCUCGACCGAUCACUAGAAGAGAAUCUUUGCUAUAGAGAUUUCUGAAAUGUGAAAAGAUUCUCCACAACCUUGGAAAGGUCACAGAUACAAACGGAUUUUUUUUUUUGCUAUUUGAUUGCAUUUAUCUUUUGAAUGCUUGACAGUGUUAAAUGUAUUUAUUAACCUUGUGCCUCUGAGUCUGCUCUCGAGUGCCAUAUCACAGUGAUCUGGGAUGAUGUUUGCAAACAAAAAUGCAUAUGGCUCUUUCUAUCCAUACAGUAAUAGUGAGUGUAAAAUCUACUUACUUCACUAUUGAGCACUGUUUUGUUAACUACCCGGAGUAAAUAAAGAAGCUUGAAAAAGAGGGAAAAGUGGUUUUACAAAACUGAUUUCCUUUGUUGCUGUCUCAAAUGACUGCUUGGUUAAUUUUUUUUUUUUAUUUUUUGUUUGUGAUUUAUAUUCUCAUGGCUGGGAAAGCUGUGCCAAAAUGGGCACAGCUUAGCAGCACUGGUCUGGGACCCAGUAUUGCAUUUUGGAACCAACCUGACAUAACUUCCAUGCCACAAUCUACCUUCAGAGUAGCAGUGUGCCACGGCUUUCAGUCCAUACUGUUACAGCACACAGCCCACGGGCCAUGCAUUUUUACAAUUGUGUUUGCUCCUACUGUUGUUAGAAAGGUAGGUGACUAUCUAUCCAGAAUGUAAGAUUUUUUAAAAAAAAAUCUGUAUUUUUGAUAAGUUUUCUUCAAAACAUUAAAGUACUGCAAUCAACUUAAUUGCCAUUUUAUUAUUAUUAUUAUUAUUAUUUUUGCCUAUGGCAGCUGUCUGUAAUCUGGAAUGACAAGUUAUUUCCUUCCCCUCACGUGCAUCUCAAGUCUAUUUUCUGUCCAUAGUCUUUGAUUUGAUGUUGAUAUUAGAGCCUAAAUGCUACUGUAUUUUACUGAUAUAAGCUAUUUGUAUUCUUACGUUUUAAUAAAAAAGCAAGCCCUGUCAUUAAUAGUAUCCAUAUGA